Messenger RNA from Athene cunicularia (burrowing owl), 3968 nucleotides. It is a transcript of the gene ADAR, whose product is annotated as adenosine deaminase, RNA specific. Gene Ontology annotation, cellular component: cytoplasm; nucleolus. The transcript has 14 exons. The coding region runs from base 481 to 3720 and encodes 1079 amino acids. Lineage: Eukaryota; Metazoa; Chordata; Aves; Strigiformes; Strigidae. Gene Ontology annotation, biological process: adenosine to inosine editing; RNA processing. The record is from RefSeq and is a predicted model, not a curated record. Gene Ontology annotation, molecular function: double-stranded RNA binding; tRNA-specific adenosine deaminase activity; double-stranded RNA adenosine deaminase activity.
AAGCGAUGGUACAUGGGUGCGGGGUAGCUCGUAGCUUGCCUUGGUCGUUGGGAUUUAUUUUUUUUUUUAGGUGUAAUUUAAGGUGACAGCCGUUCCCGUAACACCUCUCCAAAUCGGGAAAGCCCCAAAUUCUGCCUCCCGUAGGGGAAGGAGCCGCGUCCCCCUCCCCCGCUGCGAGCUUCCUGGGCAAGGGGGCGGCCCCGGGAGGGGCGGGGAGAGCGCUGCGGGAGCGGGAAACGAAACCGAAACGGAGUUCGCAGCCAUCUUGCCGGGGUGACCGGGUCCCUGCCUCCCCUCGCCGGGAGAUGUUCUGCGGGUCGGGGUUUCUUUUUUCCGUUUACUUUCUUUCAAAGUAGGGGAAUUUGGUGUAUGGAUGAAACAGAGCAGGCCCCUGUUUAGGACGGGAGAGUGCAGAGCAAAUUGCAGCUCCUUCCUGGCGCACAAGCAGCCGGAUUCACACACCUGUCCCAGCACUGCGCUAUGAACAGAGGCGCUGGUCAAGGCAGAGGCUCGUAUUUUACCCACUCAAGACAUAACUGCGCUAAUCAAGUUUUUUUUAACCACCCUCAUACCCCACGAGAAACUAACUUUUUACACCAGCAGUUCCUGACAGAGCAGGACACUGAAGUCUGUUUGCUUCAGGGACAGGGAUCACACGAGGAAUUGCAAGCUGUGGGACCGGCUCCUGCAGAGGGAUGGCGACCCAGCAGCAGCAGAGCAGGAUGGCAUAGAUUCUCCAGCCAGCGCCCGAGGGUAGAGAAUUUGCCACGUUACUGCCCUCCUCAGUACCGUCAUCAAGAGAACUCAGAGGGAGAUUCUAACACCAUCAGGCUGAACUUCCAGAGACUGUCUCUUGCCAGACAGGACCGUGAACAAGAAAUUCUGAAUAUUUUCAGGCAGCUUGGGGAGGGGAAGACUUGUACAGUUCGUGAUCUCACACGUAAGCUUAAAACUCAAAAGAAAGAGGUCAACCAGAUAUUGUAUAAACUCUUUAGAGAAGGCAAGUUGCACAAAGGAGAAGAGACACCGCCACUGUGGAGGAUUGCCGGCACGAGCACAGCGAGAGAAAGAAGCCCCACGGACCGCAGCAGUGAUCGCCCAGGUCCAGCUUGUGAGAGCAGAGGAGGAGAGAGGAGCACAGCUGGCUCAGCAGACACCGAUCCCAUGAUGGCUGAGACAAAGGACAAAAUCUGUAACUACUUGUUCAGCGUGGAAGAAACAACAGCGCUCAACCUCGCCAAAAACAUUGGGUUUUCGAGGGCCAAGGACGUUAAUGCCUUUCUUAGCGCUCUGGAAAAGCUGGGGGAUGUCCACAAGCAGAACACGAACCCCCCGCGGUGGUCCCUGACGGACAGGAAACGCGAGCGGAUGCAGAUGAGGCUGAAGGCAUCUGCGAUAACGCAGGUGGUGGAUCCCGCUCCUGAGCUAAGUUUUCUACCUUCCUCUGUUCCUCUGUGUCCCCAGGAAGUGGCCAGAGCUUCACCAGCAGUGUCAGCAUUAGAAGAAGAGAGUAUAGAAAACGGGCAGCAGGCUUCGGGGCAAACUGAUCAGAGUGAUGUCAGUGACACAGAAGCAACCCUGUCCGAGGACGCUAAACCUGAAUUCUCCGGUUUGAGUAAUUAUGAUAACUCUGAAGAUGGCAAGUGGGCCAUGGAUGAUAUCCCAGAUAAUCUGAACACUAUCAACAAGCAGCCCGAUGAGUCAGAAUCCAUCAUGAAUUCCCAGUCUUCCCCCAGUUACGCUGCCCAGUUUGAGACUGCUUUCCCUUGUACGCCCGUAGAGAAACUGAUGGCUUGUCAGGAGAAGAACCCAGUGAGUGGCCUUACUGAAUAUUCCCAGUACACGUACCAGCACUGUGAGUUUGCCAUGCUGGAGCAGAGUGGACCCUCUCACGAGCCACGAUUUAAGUUCCAGGCAGUGAUUAAUGGGCGCCGAUUCCCACCAGCAGAAGCAGGGAGCAAAAAACUCGCGAAGCAAGAGGCAGCAGCUAACGCUAUGAAGGUCCUGAUGAGCGAAGCAGAGAAUGGAAGACACAGUGGAAUUAAAUCCGAAGAGUCGUUUCCCUCUGACAACUCUGAACCGGAAUUGCCUUUGCAGCCAGAGCCAGAGCCGUCGUCUGCGCCAGCUCAUCUCAACCUGCUUCCUGGGAAGCACCCCAUCAGCAUCUUAAUGGAGUACGGACAAAAAUCGGGGAACACGAUCGAAUUCCAGCUGCUCUCUCAGGAAGGCCCACCUCAUGAUCCUAGGUUCAGCUACUGUGUGAAAAUGGGUGACCAAAUUUUCCCUGCUGUGGUAGGAAACAGCAAGAAGGGAGCAAAGCAAAUGGCAGCAGAAGUUGCUGUGAAGAUUCUUUCUGGAGAGUCUGUACCUCAUGUCUUGCCUGAACAGCCUGCCGUGAAGCCCCACAGUGAGCAGUCCGUGUACAGCUGUGGGCCGUGGGUUGUCACUCCGGAUGGAUCCAAGGUGGUGAAAACAAAGGGUGCCGGGGAGCUCAUCAAAUACCUGCAUGUCAAUCCUGUUGGUGGCCUGCUGGAAUACGCCCACUCCAAUGGGUUUGCUGCAGAGUUCAAACUCAUCGACCUGUCAGGACCUCCCCACGACCCCAGGUUUGUCUACCAGGCGAAGGUUGGAGGCCGUUGGUUCCCAGCUGUGACUGCACACAAUAAAAAACAGGGCAAGCAGGAGGCGGCUGACGCGGCGCUCAGAGUCCUCAUCGGGGAAACAGCGAAGAAUGAGCGCAUGGAAUGGAUGAACAUGACCGAGCUCCCGGUGAGCGGCAGCACCCUCCACGAUCAGAUGGCGAUGCUGAGCCACCAGCGCUUCAACACCCUCACGGCUCGCAUCCAGCACAGUCUGCUUGGGAGGAAGAUCCUGGCUGCCAUCAUCAUGCGGAAAGGAAAUAAGGGUCUGGGAGCCGUGGUCAGCAUUGGAACGGGUAAUCGUUGUGUCAGAGGAGAAGAGCUGAGCUUGAAGGGGGAGACAGUGAAUGACUGUCAUGCAGAAAUCAUUUCUCGAAGAGGCUUUGUGAGGUUUCUCUACAGUGAGCUGAUGAAGUAUGACCCGUCUAAUCCUUCCUCUGCAGAAGAGAGCAUUUUUGAGCCAGCGGGAGAAAAGAGACUCAAAAUAAAGAGUGGUGUUACCUUUCACCUCUAUGUCAGCACAGCACCUUGUGGAGACGGGGCGCUCUUUGAUAAAUCCUGCAGCGAUCAGGCGAGCAUGGUGGGACAAGCCCAGCAUCAACCUCUCUUUGAGAACCCCAAGCAAGGCAAGCUGCGGACCAAGGUGGAGAAUGGGGAAGGUACCAUUCCUGUGGAGUCGAGUGACAUUGUGCCCACGUGGGAUGGGAUCCAGCAUGGGGAGAGGUUACGAACCAUGUCCUGCAGCGACAAAAUCUUACGUUGGAAUAUACUUGGCUUGCAAGGGGCGUUGCUGUCACACUUCAUGGAACCGGUUUAUCUCAGCUCCAUUACGCUCGGUUACUUGUACAGUCAGGGCCACUUAACGCGCGCGAUCUGCUGCCGCGUGGCAAGAGACGGGAACGUGCUGCAGGAAAAGCUCCAGGCUCCGUAUCGUGUGAACCACCCUGAGGUCGGGCGAGUCAGCGUCUACGACUCAGGGAGACAGAUGGGCAAGAUGAAGGAGUCUUCGGUGAACUGGUGUCUUGCUGAUGAAAGCGAAGUUGAAGUCUUGGAUGGCACAAAAGGGAAAGUAGACGGGUAAGAAGAGCCUUUCCUGACGCUGCUUUUCUGUUUGGGGACGGGGAGGGGGGGACAGCUCUGAAGUCACGGACGUUCUAGCACCAGACGUGUGGGGAGGGUUGAAGAGAGGAAUUUCAAAUGGGUGUGAGCGAGCACUCUUGAAGCAAAACAGAAUAUUGCCCAGCCCUUACAGCAGAGCCCCCUGAGCCAAGAAAUCCCCCAGGCAUCCCAUUGUAGGUUUUUCCCUGAGCCCCCUGCUUCUCUUUGCUC